Messenger RNA from Podospora pseudopauciseta, 4083 nucleotides. RefSeq names its product Suppressor of Sensor Kinase (SLN1) (gene SSK2). The coding region runs from base 1 to 4083 and encodes 1360 amino acids. Gene Ontology annotation, cellular component: cytoplasm. Gene Ontology annotation, molecular function: MAP kinase kinase kinase activity; ATP binding. NCBI's taxonomy places the organism in Eukaryota, Fungi, Ascomycota, Sordariomycetes, Sordariales, Podosporaceae. Gene Ontology annotation, biological process: protein phosphorylation; p38MAPK cascade. The record is from RefSeq and is a predicted model, not a curated record. The transcript has 2 exons.
AUGGCCAGCGAAACAUCACCCCGUACCGUCCGCUUCUCGCAGACCGAAGACGACCAGUUUGUGCGGCCCGAGAGGUUCAAUGGCCGUGCGAUAGCGGUGCCAUCUGACUCGGAGCUUGCGGUAUCAUCGGGAGAUCUGCAUUUGCUUACAGAUCGCCAUUUGCUAGAACAGCAUGACGAACUUGGCUCUCUGGCUCGCUAUGCCGACGCUCCAGUCCACUCCGGCAUCAUGCAGCCACAUCCUUCCACGGGCCUCGCGAACGGCGCGGCCAGUCGCCAACGUGGCACGGCCGACUCGGCUCACUAUGGGAAUGGCGCUACGCCACGACCUCAACGCCCCACGGGACCUGCUAGAACACCUUCGAAUACCUACCAGCCAUAUACCGCGCGAAGGCCACAACAGCCCCCACCCUCGUCCUACAUAGGAGCUACUCCAACUCACCCCCGAGACGGAUCGCGACCACGACCGUUGGCAGGAAGCUCGACGUUCCGAGCCCAGGAGCGAGAGUACGUCCGAAGGUUACGCCAGCAAGACCACGGUAACAGCGACUACUUCGACGCUUACGGCUCUGGCGAGCAGUACGAUUCAGAUUCCGAGGGCGAAACCCCAUCUUCAGAGGGUCCAUUCGACAGCUACGAAGAUGCGCACAUCAUGUUUGUCAACAGCGAAGAGAGUCAGAUCACAGAAGAGGACCUAAGGGAUCCCCAGAAUCGGGAGCGGUUAGAAUGGCACGGCAUGCUCGAGGCGGUACUGACUGGCGAUGUUGUCCGCCAGGAGAAGAAGCGUCUUAUCGGUUCGGCGGAUGAGGAAGCAGGGAGAAGCGCUCACAAGGCUGAGCUAUGGUUGGCCAUCCGUGCAAAAAUAUGCGACAGACACUUGCCGGUUCAAAAGAGGAUGACCGAGGAGGCUCAGGCGGGCUUGGACCGCUUGGUCAAUGAGGUCAUCAAUUUCUCCAUUGCUGGGCAGAGUGAGGCCGGAAAACCUCCCAUCGGCCAGGUCCGCGACGCCAUCGCCAAGAUUGACAAGAUCGAGAGUCUUUAUCCCUCCAGCACGGCCCUCGUUGCGGCGCUUAAGCCCGGGGCCUAUGAGGCGUACGAGGAGACAUGUGAAUCUGUUAUAUCUUGGUACAACGUCAACGAAAUGAUCAACACGGAAUUGUCAAUCUUGAAGAGAUGGGUUGGCAAUGAAGCCCUCGAUUUCCACAAGCCAGGUGGCGGAAACGGUCUGGGCGAUGAUACCUCGUUCAUGGACCGUCUCUUGAAGGAAGAGGGCCUCAAGUCGCUUCAUGAGGACAAUGGUGCUGAUGGCAAAAAUCUCAGGAGGAGGAGCAUGCUGGACGGAAUCUCGCGAGUUAUCGAAAAGGCGAAGCGCACCCUGAUCGACAAGGCCCAGGGCUUUCAAAAGCGCCAUCUCCCCCCUUAUAUCGAGGAGCUGCUCACCUUGAUCAGCUUUCCGUCAAGACUUAUUGAGGAAAUCAUCAAGGUGCGGCUAGCUUAUGCCAAAAAGAUGAAGGACUCGGCACAGCAGAACCCUCUGAUGCAAGACCAGAUGAUCUCACAAUUCCAAAUCAUCUUGAAACUUGCCAUCAAAAUCAGGUCCGAGUACAUGAUGAUCUCAGCACCAGAACCUUGGUGGGAUUUACCCCCUUGCAUCGACGAAGAUUUUGACAGGGUCAUUUUGGAUGCGCUCAAAUACUACUUCAAGAUGCUGAACUGGAAGCUCAGCGGGAACAAGAACACCUUCAAGGAGGCAGAAUUGCUGUUUCAGGAGUGGGAGUUUGGAAACGAAAUUGGCAGUCAUCUCACGCGCGGAGAUAUUGAGGCUGCUGAACAGUUCAGUUCACUGACCUUCAAGGCCUUCAACCGACUUCACCAGACCUUUGAGAAAGAACUGCAGAGGAAACCCAAAGAGAGUGUGACCGAGAUGACGAAGCGGUACAAGCAAACUCUGGACUCCGUUCGUGUGCGUCAGAGAAUGCUGCAGCGCUUCUCCAGGAUGCUCAGCGAGAAUUACGAAAAUGCCUGUGAUUUCACCAUUGCCUGGGGCCCAGAAAAGCUCCAAGACCUCUAUGAUCGGCUGAUGGACACGCACCACUUCCAAGUUUACACGGGCAGCCCCGAACACAAAGGCAUCCACAUCAUCGCAUCGCCUUCGUUAGCAAACCGCCCGGACGUGAUCCAGCGUCUUAUGGGCACCUUCUCCUACGAUGUCAUCGCAGAAGACCCCGCAGAACCCUACCUCCUGAUCAUCAAGGCUGAAAACGCACCUAACUGGUUCGGCUCCAAGCUUAGCUUGUCAGUGCGGGAAGAACCACUCGAUAUCAAGUUGGGCCACAUGAGACUCAUUGCGGGUGGUUCACAACAUGUCUUGGUGAACGCAAGAAAGGCGUUUUUGGAGACGAUUGAUAUGCACAUUGACAUUGUGGUCGAACAGAGGUCAACUUUGCACAAGGUGAACCUUCGCCUCAUGGAGAUCCGCAAAGUUGCUUUCAAGCUGUCAAAUGCCUUCAUGGACAGUGUGGAGACAAUUCGACGGCAGACCAAGGGUCUGAACUGUCAGGAGCUCAUACAGACCUGCUUCAUAUUCGCUACUGAGUUCGGUCAGCGCUCCUUGCUGUACAUGGACAACAACCGGAGGACGAUGAACAACAUGAAGCUUACCAAGCUGGCGCUGGACUGGGUUAGCUUUAUCUGUGAUGACUGCGUUCCCUCUGAUCGCAAGACGUUCCGCUGGACUGUACAGGCGCUUGAGUUUGCCAUGGUCAUGACCAGAGGCAAGCACAUGCUAGCGCUUGGCGACGAUGAAUAUGUCAAGUUACGGACCAAGGUUGCUGGGUGCAUGGCUCUGUUGAUUUCGCAUUUCGAUAUCAUGGGCGCCAGGUCAAACGUUGCGGCCCAGGCUGAGAAACAGCGCAUGGAGACGCUUAUCAGCCAGAUGAAGCGACUGAACAAGGGCCAGAUUAUGGAUGACGAAAUGGCCGCGAGCUGUGUAACAGAGCGCCGCCUUGAGGAGCUGGUCAAGGUUGACGAUAUUCGAAAGCAAAUCCUUGUAGAACGGUCAGCAAUGGGCCGAGUCUUGGAGGUGUCAAACGAGGUCGACCGCUCGCUCGCCUGGCUCUCAUCAACAGCCAACAACUUUACCAUCCGCUGGCAACAAGGGCAGUUUGUCGGCGGUGGCACGUUUGGCAAUGUCUACGCUGCCAUGAACCUUGACACAGGCCAGCUUAUGGCGGUGAAGGAGAUUCGCCUGCAAGACCCCAAGCUUAUUCCCAACGUUGCUCAUACGAUUAGGGACGAAAUGCGCGUUUUGGAAUCUGUGGAUCACCCCAACGUUGUAUCGUACUUUGGUAUUGAGGUACACCGCGAUCGUGUCUACAUGUUUAUGGAGUUUUGCUCAGGUGGCUCGCUUGCCAACUUGCUGGAGCACGGGCGUAUCGAGGAUGAGCAAGUCAUCAUGGUGUAUGCUCUGCAGCUUCUCGAGGGUUUGGCGUACUUGCAUGAGUUGAGGAUCGCCCACCGUGAUAUCAAGCCAGAGAACAUCCUCCUUGACCACAAUGGCAUCAUCAAAUACGUCGAUUUCGGCGCCGCCAAACUGAUCGCUCGCCAGGGCCGAACACUCGUGCAAGACAUCACCAGCACGAAGCCCAACAAGUCCAUGACUGGAACGCCCAUGUACAUGUCUCCCGAGGUGAUCAAGGGCGAGAACCCGGGCCACUUUGGUGCCGUUGACAUUUGGUCCCUCGGCUGCGUCAUCCUCGAGAUGGCGACUGGGAGACGCCCCUGGGCCAAUCUCGACAACGAGUGGGCCAUCAUGUACAACAUCGCCCAGGGAAACCCGCCGCAACUCCCGACGUCGGACCAGCUCAGCCCGCAAGGGAUUGACUUUUUGAGGAGGUGCUUCGUGCGCGACUCGAAGAAGAGGGCGACAGCGAUUGAGCUGCUGCAGCACGAGUGGAUCAUGACGAUUAGGAACCGGGUCGUGGAGCCCUCGACGCCUAGUAGCGAUGCGAGCAGCACACAGAACACGCCAACUACUGCGUCUGCUUCCACGAAGGGGAGUGCCGGGCCGGAUGGGUUUUACUGA